AUGUGCCGUAGAAAAAAGUUGAGAUGGCACGUGGAUGUCCAAAAAGUAUUGUCAUAUUAUAAAUCAAUACAUAGAACAAAAACCAGUAUGAAGUAUACUUUGAGUGUUGGGACAUCCCGUGAGUCUGUCAAAAAACUAGUAUCACAUUAUAUAUAUAAAGACAUUACUAAAAUGUAACAUCUACCGUAUCUAUAAGUUUUCAUGAUAUACAUGAAAUGGUCAUGGAAAAUUCCUAUCUUGGUAAUCACGUAAGCUCGUCUCUCGAGCCGGCACCUGUCAGUCACAUCAUAUUGGCCCCUGCUGGGUCCGACUCGUGGCAGUAGAUGGAGGUGCCGACAGUCGCUUUCCGGCCUCCCCGGGACAGAGAACAGCGACCCCCACCCACCAUUCAUCCUUUGAGGUCACCAACUCCUGCAGCCUCCGAUCGAGAAAUGGAAACCAGGCAGUGAUUGCCGAACGGAGGCGAAGGACAUGAAGAUCUUCUCAUUAUUCCCCCAAUAUAACUUGGAAGACCUGCAUCCUCAUGUAGCCCAGCCCGUGGCGGGAUGGUUGAAGGAAGAGCAAUUACGGGGUGCCAGGAGGAAAGCGACAUCUGGGAGAAUGGUCUCUACUCUAAUCAACUGUUUACAGCACUGGGAGCCUCCUCGUCUCAUUUCCACUUAUCAAGGAGCAUUCUUAUAG
Molecule: messenger RNA, 681 nt
Organism: Spirodela intermedia
Lineage: Eukaryota; Viridiplantae; Streptophyta; Magnoliopsida; Alismatales; Araceae
Source: the annotation of a GenBank genome assembly